AUGGCGCAGGAAUAUGGAUCUUGGUUGAGAAGGAAUCUGUCCUCCCUGCAGCGAGAAUACGGCUCAUUGCAUGAAAUCCUAUUACCCCGACUGGUGUAUAACCGGACCCAGCGGCAGGAGGAGCUGCAGGUUAUAGCGCAGCAGCGCCAAGACCUACGCAGCAACCUGAGAAACGUUCAAGAACAGUACGACUCCAUGAGGAAGAUGAACAUUCUCAUCCCCCGGAGCAGUCACCUGCUGAUGGGCUGUGCCACUCAUUUAGAAGAUUCAGCCAUGUUGUGUCCCUUUUGCCCCACGGGGUGGCGGCUCUUUGGGCUGUCCUGCUACUUGCGGUCAGAAGACGCUCAAACUUGGGAGGAGGGUCUGUCCUGGUGCAGGAUGAAGGGCGGCUUCCUGGCUGUGAUUAAUAAUGAGGAGGAGGAGAAUUUCCUGGAGAAUUUAGUGAGCGACACCACCUGGAUUGGCCUCUCGGACCAUCACAGAGAAGGGAACUGGCGCUGGGUGGAUGGGACGCCAUACGAUUCUACAACCUGGUUCUGGAAGACCGAUCAGUCGGACAAUGAUGGCGAAGAGGAUUGUGUUACUCUGUCUCCUGUAUCUAAAUGGAAUGAUGACAAGUGCAGCGAGAAAUACAAAAGUGUUUGUGAGCGCCGCGCAGAUCGGCUUAUACUGAAGGGGGGCACUCUCAGUAACUAA
Molecule: messenger RNA, 696 nt
Organism: Bufo bufo (common toad)
Lineage: Eukaryota; Metazoa; Chordata; Amphibia; Anura; Bufonidae
Product: CD209 antigen-like protein E
Exons: 4
Coding region: 1-696 (231 amino acids)
Source: RefSeq, a predicted model, not a curated record